AUGAUCAGCAAGAGAUGGGCGCCGGGAAGAGAAAACCGCAUUCCGGUGUGUGAGCCGCAGCGUAGCUGCUCCAUUUCGCAGACGCUAAAGGUACAUUUCGUUAUUAUUUCGGUACAUUUACCAUUCUGUGUUGUAUUCGGUUUUAAAUACCCGUUCUAGAAGAAAAAAUUUAAUAUUAAAACAUAUACUAAUGUAUUGUAACAUAUAAUAUUUAUAAACCAAUAUUGUAAUUUACAUUUUGUGUUAUUCUCGUUGGAUUAUAAUAGUGUAAUGGAUACAUGUGAAUAUCUUGUUACCACUGUACAUGUUACAACGUAUUGUAUUUGCUCAAGUGAGCCGUUUCGGCAUCCAUAAAUCGUAUGCCGUACCGACAUCGUGGUUUUGUACUAAUUUGUAACAUGCGUACCUACUUACCUUACGGUAGAUAGUGAAAAAAUAAUUGUAAUAAAAAAAAUCCCCAAACUAUUAAAACGAUAAUAUUCAAUUAUUGACGAUAUUUGUACUGGUACUUAACAGAACAUAAAGUACCUAAUGUGUGCAAACUUGAGAUAAAAUUCACUCAACGAUAAUGCAUCGUAAUACGAAAUUUAAUGAACAAUUUUUAAUGGACAGCGAUACAUAUUAGACAAUAAACAUAUUGCAUUACCCAACAAAACAGUUAUUCUAUUAGUGACACAAAUGUUAUAAUUUGUAUUUUAUGUGAAAUUGUGUUUUUUAUUUUCAAUUGCAUACAAUAUAAGAAUAAAUUAUUCUUAAAAAAAAAAAAAAUCCAAUAAUUAUACAAUGAACGUAUUCAACCUAUUAAAUCCAUUGAAAUAUGUAAGUACAAAUGAUAAUGCGCUAAUAGAUAUUAUAAUAAUUCGUUCCGUUUAUUUAUUUAGACAUUUGUAGUAUUAGUAAUUGCUUAUAAUGAAUUUUUUUUGGGCUGUUCAAUGGUGUUUUCGUCAGUUCUAUUCGGACAACUGCAAGAACCAACAUCGGAGAUACAAUUAAAUGCUAAUGAAGCAUCUUGGAUAGGUAAGUGAAUUUAUGAUUAUUUCUCGGUUUCCCUCCUCUAUUUAAGGACCGAAACCUAGUCCUCUUUCUCUACUUGCAAAAAUAGGACAAAACACGUUUUGGUAAUAACUCCAUUAAAUGCAUAAAAUGAUAAAUAGCUAUCCCUUAAAAAUACUAAGGAACAAUACGAAAAAUAUCGAUAAAGGAUUAAACCAUCACACCCCACCCCCCGAUUAAUUAUAAUAACGAAAAACAAUUCUGAGCGGAGUUCGAUUAAUUAUUCUGUGGUAUAUUUUUAGAUUCUGAGCGAAGAAUAUAUGUGUUUACAAUGAUGUUUUAUUAUUUUUUAUUUUUUUUUGGUUCUUCUGUAGAUAACUUUAUUAAAUAAAUUACUAUUGCGCAUCGUUUUAACUUAUUUUAUAAUAAAUAUUAUUUUAAAACGUUUGAAAAACAAAUUACGACUUUACGCCCAACCUUUCUUUUUUUCCCACCACUAAGUACAACUUAUGCUGAACCUCGUACAUAAUUUUAAUUACUAAUUAAACUACCUGAUUUUAAUUAGAUGAACUUUAUACAACUAAUAUAUAAUAACUAAUAAUGUCAUUAUUGAUUUUUUUUUUUUUUUUAAUCGGGUUUCGGGUCAGUGGGAUAGUAAUAGCCAUUUUAAUUUCUAGAAAAUUGGCCUGAAAACAACUAAUUUUCAAUAGAAUAACACGUUACGGGAUCAGAAAUCACAACCAGCACGGUAAUUAUUUCUUAUCUUUUAUUGAAAAUUAACCAAUUGUUUUCAAACCAAUUUUCUAGAAAUUAAAACGGAUAUUAUACAAAAACUAUUGAUUGGAUAUUAAUUUAUUGUACAUUAAAAUAUUUAGAAUGAUAUUUUUACAAAAUGGCUAUUUUUUCAAGUUUUAAAAAAUAAAAAUAUGAAUUUUUUUGUCGGUGUUUAGGGUGUGAAAAAAAAAUGUUUUUCUUUACACGUAUCUCACUGACCCAAAACCCGAUUGAAAAAAAAAACAAAUAAUGAUAUAUCGUUAUAAGGUUAAUAGAAUUAUAUAAUGUUCAUAUAACACUGUAGGACACCGUGUACAUCCGAGCCAGAUUUCUUUCAAAAAGUAAUUUACAGGCAGAAAAAACAAUUUUUAAAAAAACACAUUAAAGUAAAAGCAAAACGAUCCCUCGCUACGCUCCGAAUCUAAAAUUACUGCAUCCUAUAGAGCAGAACCAUACAAACGAUAUGCAAGCUAUACACAGGUGCACAGUCACCACAACAGAAAAUUAAUCAAAUUUGAUUUGUUUAAAAAUCCAAAUUCGAAUUAUAAACGUAUGUUUUUGUAGCUAGCAUCCCGUCACUGGUCAGUCCGCUUGGGUUGCUUUUAAUUGGAAUAUUAACAGAUAAAAUUGGUAGGAGAAAAGCGCUUCAGAUUGCAUUCAUGCCAAUAGUUGUAAGUUUUCUAAUACUAGCGUACUCAAAUUCGUAUGAAACAAUUUUCAUCGGAAGAACCGUUGCUGGUCUCAUGUAUGGUAAGUAUUAUUUAUUUGCUAUUAGCUUUUAUUUAAAGAACCAGAUAGGAAUACGAAUGAUUGUGAGCUUAUUAAAUCCGUCAUUAAUUAGUAUACUGAUAAUGCGUGAGUAUGGAUUUGUGUACAUGAAUAGAGUGAUGUAUCCAUUGGUGGAUUUAAAAUCCUUGCGUGUGUUCCACAUGGUUCAUACGAUUAGUCGUAAAAACCUCUCACCAUUGCUUUUGAUCGCGGAGUUCACACACACAUUGAUACAACAAUUUCAAAUAGACAUAGGCAAUACAAAAUACAAACAUACUAAGCACGAUGGAUGGGCCACCGUUGUAGGUGAGAAGUUGGAAAGGUAAAUAUAGAGAGGAGUUUAAUGUAUAUCUGUAUAUUAAUCGAUUAAUCUUUGAUACGAUAAACGAUUCUGAGUGAAAUUCGGUUAUACAUAUUUAAAAGGCCGUAAUAUUUACGAUUUUCGUCAAAAUUUUAUAUUAAAAAUCUUGUAAAAAUAAAUAAAUAUUACAUUAAACUCAAUGUCUACUUGUUAACCGCCAUAAGUACAACUUAUAAUAAACCUCAUGUUAAAUUUCCAAGCGUUUCUGUUUGGUCUAACAAUUUUAUCCACAGAGUACCUACCGAAUAAACAUUACGUAAAAACUCACCCAAAUAUCUAAUAGCUUAAAAAUGACUCAAAUGUUUUGAACAUUUUAGCACUUCUAUAAAAAGCAAAUAUAAGGUUUCUGUCAAAAUAUCAAGUCUCUACGAAUAUUUUUUACUGAGUUAUAAUAAAAAAACAAAAUUUAAAAUAAUAUAAAAGUUUUAUUUUCGUAAAUUUUCCCGUUUUUCCCAGUUUGUCCCAUUUAUUAUGAAAACCCCUAAGAAAAUCAAAAAAUAACCUCCUUAAAGUACCACCCCAGGAAUUUUCGUACAUAGUAAUAAAAAAAAAAAUUACACAUCUUUGUAAUACCAAUGCAUUCAUUCCUCACUCCGAGCAGAAUCUAAAACCAGACUUCACUGGUCAAUCUGGACUUUACUGGUUCAGUGACCCCGAAACGACGGGAACCGAAAAAAUACCACCGCUGUACCUAUACGUAGAUCAGCCACUCGUUUUUCGAUUUUCCCCGGAGUUUUAUCAACAAAUAUGAAAACCAAAAAAAAAAAACUGAGGAAAAACAGGAAAAUGUACGAAAUAUAUGUAUUUGUAUAAUAUUACGAUUUUUUUUCUAUGGACAACUUUUCUACUAGCAACUUUUAAUGAUAGCAAUUAUUCUAAAAGGAAAUUUCAUGAAGAGGUACUAUAGAGGGUCGUUUUUCGAUUUUUUCCGCAGUUUUCUCAGCAAAUGUGAAAACUGGGAAAAAAAUAGGGAAACCGGGAAAAACGAAGAAAAACCGAGAAAUCGUAAAACAACAAACAAAUAUUAUUGAAAAAAUAUAUAGAGCCCAUUUAAUUAUUUUAUUAUAAUAUAGCAAAUAUAUUGAUGACAAAUCAACACUAUCAACUUAAUUCCGUUCAGAAUCGUUUUUUCGUAAGCAAUGGUUUUUCGUCGCUUACAGGUACACAUUAAAUUACCUAUAACAGUGGCUGCACUCGUCCCCAUUAUCCUAGGACGUCUUUUUUUCUUUUUAUCAAUAAUAUUAAAGAUUAAAAUUGAUUAGAAUUGUUAUGGACGAUUGUUAAUUGUAUGAGUUUUAAAUUUUUCGUCGAAUAUUUUUAAAGCCUACGGGCAAUUCAGUACCGUUCAGUGCCUUAAGUAGAUACCUGCUAUAGUCACCAUUUGAGUUCUAAUAUAAAAAAUAAACUAUACGUAUGAUAUUUUUUUUUUUUUUUUUGAUUUUUCAUCAAAAUGAAAUAUUUCAUGCAACUUUCAUGAAAUAUUUGAAAAUAAUUUAAGUUCAAUAAAGUUUUAGAACCACAACGGUACAUAAUAACACAAUAAAUUUGGUAUACACGCUAUGCUAACGACUGUUAUACAGGAUCGGGUGCGUGCAUAUAUGUUUAUGCGGCCGAAAUAUGUCCGCCGAACCGGCGGCAGUUUUUUUUUUCGGUGAUAUUCGUGUUCUUGGGCGUCGGCACGAUGACAGUAUGCGUGUUCGCGUUAUUCUUCCACUGGAAAACCGUGUCGUUGAUACUUGCGGCGAUGAGUUUCACCGGUUUGAUAGCACUGUUCGUGUUGCCAGACUCGCCGGUGUGGCUCAGGGAACACGGCCACGUACUGGAGGCCGAGCGCGCGGAAAAAUGGUACGGUUUGCCGCCGAGGACGUCGUCGGCGUCCACGGUCAACGACGCCAGCUGCGACAAAGAUCGCGACUGUGACGCGGCCGCCGCCGCUGACCCGCGAGACACGUCUUCGUCGCCACCGACAUGUUGGUCGUUGUACGCUCGCCGAACAGUGUGGGUGCCCACGUUGAUCGCGCUGGGGUUCUUUGCGUGUCAGCAAGGCAGCGGACUGUACGUAAUGCUCUCCUACUCGAACGACAUACUCCGGAAUUUCGGAAUCCAGUGGGAUAGCACCGUUAUUACAUUUUUAAUGUCAAUAUCCCGGGCGGUCGGCAGUGUGGCGUACUCGCUAAUGUACAGCGUCAAGCGCAAGACCAUGGCCGCAGUAUCUUUCGGCGGUAUGACCGCGUCGUCGGCCGUCAUUAUUGCAUACGUGAAAAUGUUCCCGAACGCUGAACGACCAUUCGGCAACCUCGUGUUGACCACCGCGUUCGUCACGUACAUGUUCUUCACGCUAAUGGGCGCGGUGCCGUUACCCUGGACACUGGGCAGUGAAAUAUUCCCGAGCAACGUCACAGGUACACAACAUAAUAUUUCAGUUGGUUUAUGUCGGUUUCUUUUUGCUCAUACGUCUAUUGGAUUGAAACGCAUUGGAUAACGUCCGUCUAUACUUAAUUAUAAACCAAGAUUUUUCGUCCGGAAUUUUCUUUGCGGCGGUAUAGGUGAUAUUCUUUUAUUAACUGUACCCGUUUUAAUAUAAACCAGUAAUUCGACACGAAUCCGAAACGAUACAAAUCGUGUAAUUUUUCGUUGGAAAAAUGAUAAAUUCCUAAUUCCUAAUAAAAAAAAAAAAAAUACGUAGGCAUAUAAUUUGAAUAUUAAAAUGGCAUUAUUUUUAAAGAGUUAUUAGGUGGACGGUACUUCAUCCGCGCAAUACAUAAGUAGGUACCAACAAUUUAAUUAGAUUUGAAAAAAAAAAAAAAAAAACAAUAAAUCAUUUUAAACGUCUCAAUGCGUUCGAAAAACGAUUUCAUUUUCUUUUUGCUUAUGAUCAUUAUUAUAUUGUCGGACGUAUAUCCAAUUCGAAAACGUAUUCGAUCAUCAACAUAUUAGAUAUUAGCUAUAAUAGGUUGGUUCUAACCUUUUGUGAUCCGACUGGAUACAAAAAAAUAAAACAUAAACAUCAAUUACUACACAUAAUCGGCAGCCAAUGUCGCGUAAAAUAGUUUACUUAAAAAAAAAUAAUAAUUGUUUUUUUUUCUAGGCACUAUGAAUGGAAUUGUACAGACCAUUGCAUGUCUCGCGAUGUUUGCGAUCAUUAAAUUGUAUCCACUACUCGCGAUCAAUUAUGGAGUAGAAAAUGUUUGGUUUAUAUAUACUGCCGUUUGUAUAAUAGGUGUACUUUUCAGUAUUUACAUUUUGCCAGAAACUAAAGGAACGCCCCUUAAUGAAAUUUUAGCGAGGUUUGAGUCUCACAAGAAAAAUACCAAGAUCAUAAAUCCAUAAUGUCGAUGUUUUAUUGUAAGUGUAUAAUAUAUAAUACAUACUAAGAAGCAAUGCAACGUAUUUAUUUAACAUAUUUUAUAUUGUAUUACCAUUGUUUACCGAAUUUUAAUAAACAGUUUAUUAAUUGACAAUUAUCAACGUGCAAUGUAACAAAUAUGUAUUUUAUUUCUACUCGGUACGUAUAAUAGGUUUAUUACUGUAAUUAGUAUGGAAUAAAUGCAUUUCUAUCGGAACGUCCUAAGAAUAAUGUUUAUGAAAAAUAUCGAGUGUGUAAGUGAAUUUAUGAAUAUUUCUCAAAUUUUCUAAAAUGUAUUUCUUAAAUUUCUAAUGUUGUACAAUCUUUUUUAGCUAGCAUCCUGUCGCUCGUCAGUCCUUGGUUGUCUCACAGAUGCGAUGUAAGCAGAUACAAUUGUUAGGAGAAGAAUCUCGGAAAAUUUCGUCACCAGAAUCGCCAUUGUGACUCAGGGCACACGACCACGUACCGGUAACCGAGCGUGGUACGCUGCGUAAUUUAAUAUGUCUAUUUUUAUUAUAGCCAAAUAAAAGUAUUCAUUCAUUUCCUAAAAAAUCGAUAUUUAAUUGCAUAUUACAACAUGAUAAUUAUAUCCGAUUAUAAAUUAACCUAACCGAACCCAACCGCACUGAACUAUAAAAAUCAUUUUAAAUGCCAUGAUCAAUCGUAAUUAUAUUACCGAUAAAACACUGUGCGCAGCUACCGUACACAGAUAAUCGUUAUUACCUGCGUAUUUAUCCCACAAUUCAACCAACUCGACACUUGAUAUUAUUUAUUCAAAGUUUAAUUGACUUGUAUUAAUAAGGUAUACUUUAAAAUCUAAACUAAUAUUAUAAAGAUAAAAGAUUUGUUUGUGUUUGUGAAUGACGAACAAGCUCAACAACUGCAUAACCGAUUUUAAAACUUCUUUCAUCGAUAAAAAGCUAUGCGAUCAACGCGAAUAAUAAGGGCUGUAUUUUAGUUUCGAAAAUAUUAGAGAUCCCUACGAAAAUCGCAACAAUACAACCCAGAGUAUCAAAAAUAACGACCGAAUAACGUGUACUACAUGUUUAUCGUACUUGUCCAUAUGCCCGCAACAAAUGUGUGUUGUAAUAAUCAAAACGAACAUAUUUAUUAUUAUUGUUAUUGUUGUUUUCUAUUAUCUCUCUGGGUAAUUGUAAAAAAAAGACAGACGAAGCCGUGAUGGGGCGGCUAUUAAUUAUUGUUAUAUAGGUAAUAGACAAUGAUAUUUCUCUAUGUAAUUAUAAAAAAAACUGGUGAAGCUAUACGCACAACAGCCAUAUGUAAUAUAAAACAACAUGUCCUGACGGGUGUCCCGACAAUUAUUGAGAGCGCGGAAAAUAAAGCUCGCGACAAUUUAGCGCCACAGCAAUUUAGUCGCGAUGAUAAUUAAGCGCCGUGACGUUUGAGCGGAGUGCAUAGUAUAAAUUAAUUUGUAUGUAUAAAGUUAAAUCGUAUUUACCGAUUUACGGUUUUCGCCGUUGUCAAUAUUAUUUACAUUUAUCUUGCACCUAACCUAACGAAAUCCGCAAUACAAUUAUGAUACUAUUGUAAUUCAAUUGAAAAUGAUAAGCCAGGGAUGAAAAAUGCUAUUAAAUGAUGGCACGAUUUGUUUGAAUCCAUAUUAAACGUUUUGCAUCCGUCAAUUUGGAAAUUUAUCGACGCUCUAAAAAAAGAAGAAAAAUUAAAUCGUAUUAGAAUACAUCAGUUUAUCGCAGGUAAAUGAACCAAAACCUACAAAAAAAAAAAAGUACAAAGAUUCAGCGUUAAGAUUAAAGAAUAUUUUCCAACAAUUUGAUUCAAGGACGAUAGACGAUUUUUUUUUUUAAAAAGAAUCGCGCAAAAUAUUUAACCGCAAUAUUGGGGGGAAAAAAAAUAUAUUUUGACUUAUUAUAACAUUAUUAACGUUAUUUAACUGUAAUAUUUAAUUUUUUGCAUUAUUUGCCGAGUGUCGGGCCACAAAUAAUAUAUACAUAUUUAAAGGGUCCCUGGAAAUUGGAAUGUAUAACACAAAAAUAUAAAAUUUUAAAUAUAGUAAAAUACAAUAUAAAAUUAGUCAAAUAAUUGUUAAUUUUUUUUUAAAAAUAAUGUGGUGCAGAUUGUUUUGCACAGUAUUUAAAAGUGCCGUCAACAAUAACAUGGAACGUGUAUAUAGUUUGCAACUGACUGCGAUUACGAUGCUUAUAAAUUUCGCUUUUAGCUACUUUUAUCCAUUUCAUGUCAUGAUAACCGAUAACCACAGUUGAACAUUCUGAUUACAGUAUAUCAUUUAACCGGAUAAUAUUGGACAAUUUAUUGCCUGUGGCCAAAUCUAAAAUUUAUUAAAAUAUAGUGGCCCAACUAUCGGAUUCAAUAAUAAGAAAUCGUUUGAAAUAGUAGCCCAAUCACCGGGUCUACCUGCUAUAGAUGUAAAAUUUCGGGCAUGGCCAAAAUCGUACCUUUCCCUUUUCCACCGAUUCAACUUUUCUGCCAAAUGAAAACAUUUAGUCUAAUAUUUGAAUAUUAAUCGACAGUUGUAUACAUAUUUAUAUAGGUUUUCCAAUUAGAGCGGGCCGAUCUUAUCUGCGCUGUANUCGGUAAACGAUCAGUUAACACCCGUACGUCAAAGAAACGCCAGAUCGGUCCAGAAUAUCGCAGCGGUACGUGAAAGUGUGCAGGAGAACCCGAGGCAGUCAAUUCCUCGCCGUGCACAAGAACUUGGACUUUCACAGUCUUUAACUUGGCGAAUUUUGCGCCGGGACUUGGGCUUACACCCACAUAAGAUCCAACUGACCCAGGAGCUCAAAAUUAAUGACCAUAGACAACGCCGAUUGUUUGCUGAUUGGGUUUCGGAGCGUUUGGAAGAGGACCCUAAUUUUGGCCGAAAAGUCGUCUUUAGUGACGAAGCGCAUUUCUGGAUGAAUGGCUAUGUUAACAAGCAAAAUUGCCGUAUUUGGGACAAUACCAACCCACACGAGGUUCANCCGGGACUUGGGCUUACACCCAUAUAAGAUCCAACUGAUCCAGGAGCUCAAAAUUAAUGACCAUAGACAACGCCAAUUGUUUGCUGACUGGGUUUUGGAGCGUUUGGAAGAGGACCCUAAUUUUGGCUGA
Messenger RNA from Cinara cedri, 9332 nucleotides. Lineage: Eukaryota; Metazoa; Arthropoda; Insecta; Hemiptera; Aphididae. The record is from the annotation of a GenBank genome assembly.